Homalodisca vitripennis (glassy-winged sharpshooter) is the source of this 1263-nucleotide messenger RNA. It is a transcript of the gene PIG-C, whose product is annotated as phosphatidylinositol N-acetylglucosaminyltransferase subunit C. Gene Ontology annotation, cellular component: glycosylphosphatidylinositol-N-acetylglucosaminyltransferase (GPI-GnT) complex; membrane. The coding region runs from base 164 to 1012 and encodes 282 amino acids. Gene Ontology annotation, biological process: GPI anchor biosynthetic process. NCBI's taxonomy places the organism in Eukaryota, Metazoa, Arthropoda, Insecta, Hemiptera, Cicadellidae. The record is from RefSeq and is a predicted model, not a curated record. The transcript is spliced from 2 exons.
GUUAGUAGCAGACAGCUUAGUAAUUUCAAAACUAUCAAAAUAGUUAUCACCACAGCAAUAGGAAUGUCGUAGGUACUGGGCCUCUUUAACAAAUGAUGUUUUGUAAUACAAGUAUGUAGUUUUUGACCUUCAUUCUCAUGAGCAGUACCAAUCAUAAUCCAACAUGAGCAAAACAAAGAGGAAGCCUUGGAGGAAAAACCUCUAUGAGAAUGAAGGUUAUCCAGACAACUACACAGACAAAUCGUUCUUGGAUGAAAUGAAAAAAAACAUAAACAUGCACCAAGUCACUGUGAGAGAAGCGAUUCUCGGUGCCGGUUUAGUGACGCAGGAGUUCUGUUUGGUGGUUUUGUUUGUUGUGGCAUUCCUGUAUUUACACAAUGGCUGGUUACCGCUAGAAUUGAUCCUGGCACAAACCGGACUGGUUUCAUUGUUCUGUUACGCCAUCUGUAUCUACAACCAGUCCGGUAGGCUGAGACACGUUCGGACUGUGCUUGUGUUCUUUAUCUUCGGUUAUGUUCUCUCUCCUGUGCUCAAAACGCUGACAGAAUCAAUCAGCACAGAUACAAUUUAUGCAACCACUGUAUUCAUGAUGACGGUGCACUUGAUUUUCUUUGACUACGGAGUCAAAGUACUCAUAGUAUCCAGCUCACUCUCUCUGAACUCGGCCAACUUUGGAGCAAUCUGUCUGGCGUCACGGUUGCCGAGUUCAUUUCACGUGUUUAUUCUGUUGUCCAUAACCGUCGAAUGUUUUGUCAUGUUGCCGCUUGUACUGGCCAAAGUUGAAGGCUCAUUUGUGACUUUAUUCAUUUUAGUGUUUCUCACCCUUUAUUCCUUGUGGACAGUGUCGUUAACAAUGACCAUUUUAUUUGUAUUGGUUGUGUUGUUUAUCAAUGUCCUGUGUCCUAUAUGGUUCAUCAGGUGGUACAGGUACAAAGAGAAUAUUUAUGGACCUUGGGACGAAGCUGUGGUAUCCUUGCCUGUACCUAACAACUCAAAUAAUUCAGUUUCGUAACAUUUUGUUUAAAAUUUAAAUUAAUAAAGUUGCUUACUUAUUAAACUAGUACACUAUUGUCAAUUACUUAGCAAAGUUUACUUAGCAAUAAGUUUUAUUGAGAUAAAGCCAUCUCAGUAUUAAGUUUUAAAUAUUUAUUUCGUAAGGAGUGGUAGUGUCUAGUCAUUUUAGGUACAAAAAUACUGUAAGUAGUCUGUUUUGAUGCAUUGGUUGUUUGUUAAUUCUGAAAUAUAUAUAUAAAUGUUUUAUAA